Molecule: messenger RNA, 1986 nt
Organism: Fusarium sp. VM40
Lineage: Eukaryota; Fungi; Ascomycota; Sordariomycetes; Hypocreales; Nectriaceae
Source: the annotation of a GenBank genome assembly
AUGAAUCUCAAUAAGCGCUCAGACGAGACUUCUGUAGUCCCCUCGCCACUACCGCAAUCUGUUGGAUAUGGCGUCGUGGUGGUCGCUGGACUGGCAUUCGCCUUUGGCAUGAUGGGCGUGACUGCGAUCCUGAAAAAGACACUACAUGAGGACAAUUCCAAAGUGGAAACAUUCAUGGUUGCCAACAGAAGAGUACGGACCGGCCUUGUUGCAUCAGCAGUUGUUUCGUCAUGGCUGUGGAGUACCGCACUAUUGAGUUGUGUUUUAGUGACAUACAGCUACGGAAUAAGCGGCGCGUUUUGGUAUGGUGCUGGCUGCUCAACAGUCAUCGUCUUCUUUGGUUACUUGGGAACUGUAUGCAAAGGGCGCGUUCCUGAAGCGCACACCAUUUUAGAAGUCAUUCGCAUUCGAUACGGGACCGUGGCACAUCUGAGCUUCACAUUCUUGGCUAUUGUCAAUAAUCUUCUCAACACCAUCAACAUGAUUCUGGGAGCAUCGGCAGCAAUCACAUUUCUGACCGGGAUGCACAUUAUGGCUUCUACUUUCUUGCUGCCUCUUGGUGUUGUCCUUUACACACUUGUCGGCGGUAUCAAAGCUACCUUUCUUACGGAUUACAUCCAUACCUUCACCAUCCUCAUCCUAAGCUGUUGGCUGACAGCCAAGGUGAUCACUUCAGAAUCCGUCGGCUCAAUCGGAGGCCUGUACGACCUGGUAGUGGCUGCUCAGGAAACUCAUGUUGUGGAAGGCAAUUAUGAGGGUUCUCUCCUUACUAUGACUUCUCAACAGGGUAUCUAUUUUGCUAUCAUUCUCCUCAUCUCCAACCUCGGAGCUGUAAUUAUGGACACUGGUUACUUUCUCAAAGCGUUCGCUGCAUCGCCGAGCGCUGUGGUUCCGGGUUACGUUGUCGGAGGGAUCUCUUACUUCAGCAUACCCUGGUCACUCGGUACCAUUGUGGGAAUGGCUUCACUGGGACUCGAAGCACUUCCCAUCUUCCCCACAUAUCCAAGGCCCAUGACUAGUGCUGAAAUUACCAACGGCCUUGCUUUGCCUUAUGUAGCAGUCGCAGUUGCUGGUAAAGGAGGCGCCGUUGCGGUACUUCUAAUGACCUUCAUGGCCGUCACGUCAACUCUGUCAGCACAGAUUCUUGCCGUCUCUUCUAUCUUGACCUUUGACAUCUACCGCGUAUACUUCAACAAAGAGUCCACCAACGAGCAAGUGAUUCGUUGGGGUCAUAUUGGAGUCGUCUUCUUCGGCGUUGUGGCGGCGGGUUUCACAGCUAUGUUCCAUUACAUCGGAGUAGAUAUGGGCUGGACACUCUACAUGCUAGGCAUUCUUACAUGUCCUGGCGUUAUACCACUCAUCUUCACAAUCAUCUGGCGCAAGCAGAGUAAGCUCGCAGCCGUCAGCUCCGCAUUCCUCGGGAUGGCAACUGGUCUUGGAGUCUGGCUUGGCUCUGCGUAUUCUUUCUCUGGAGAAGUAACAAUCGUAUCUACAGGAGGCACUUUACCCUGCAUGUACGGCACCGUGGCCUCUCUAUUCAGCCCGUUGCUCUACAGUGUUGUGGUCACAUACAUACGACCUGAUAACUAUAACUGGGAAAACUUCAAAGAACAAAGGCUGGCUAUUGAAUCGGACGAGAGCGCCAAUCAGGCAGAUAAUUCUCAGAGUAUCGAUAAGACGACGGCGGACAGUACGACAACAGAAAGCACCGCAGCCGAGACUCCCAGCGACAACACUCAGCGCCGGUGGACGAAAUAUGCUCUAUGGUGGUCUGUCGCCACGUUUCUCGGCCAUUGGGUGCUUUGGCCGCUGCCUAUGUAUGCGGCAAGGUACAUAUUCAGCAAAGAGUUCUUUACCGCGUGGACGGUGGUAUCUCUCAUUUGGCUUUGGUGGACACUUCUUGCAGUUGGCUUUUACCCCAUCUGGGAUGGUCGUCACCAGAUAGCGACAGUUGCGCGUAAUAUCUGGAGGUUAUGGCGCUCAUAG